AAUAUGACAGUUGGCGGUUGAUUACGAAACGCUGGCCAUGUUAUCUUUGCGAUUUUUAUCUCCACUGCGCAAAUAUAACCCAAAAUCAUUGUUUAAAAGAUCAAUGGCUGAUCAUUUGGAUAGAACCCAUGAAAAUACUAGAAAUGAGGUGAUAUGUCUGGCAACAGUGGUAGGAAUGAGAGAUGAGUCAAGAACAGUUAAAUCUCUCACUCUAAAAGUAGAAAGGGGUGAUCUAACUUUCAAAGCCGGACAAUGGGUGGACAUGUUUAUUCCUGGAGUUUCAACUGUCGGAGGAUUUUCCAUGUAUAGCUCACCGUGUAAACUGCAGACCACAAGGCAGAUGGACCUGGCAGUGAAGUUCAGCAAUCAUCCACCAGCGUAUUGGGUCCACAAUCAGUGCAAAGAGGGCAGUCAGGUGCAUGUGAGAGUAGGCGGAGAUUUCUUUUACGACCCCAUCACCUCUGAGGGUCAUGACCUCUUGUUGAUAGCGGGUGGGGUUGGUAUAAACCCCCUGCUGUCUAUUUUCAACCAUGUAGCUGACCAGUGUAAGGGAGACAAUCCUAAUAGUGAUCAUAUCAAGAAAAGCAGAGUUAUGCUCCUUUAUAGUGCUAAGACGGAGGAAGAAUUGAUAUUUAAGGAGCAUAUAAAGCAAUCAACAGUUGACCAUGAAAAUAUUAUGUGUGGUUUCUACAGCACUCGGGAACAGGCACAGGAUGUGAAAACUCACAGGAUUGGACCAGAAGAUAUUGCCGAGUGUUUUGAUUGGUUGAGGAAAGACCAAACUGUGGCGUAUCUAUGUGGGCCCUCGCCAAUGUUGACAGAUAUGGAAAACAUUCUGACAGCGGCUGGUGUACAACCAGAUUGUGUUAAAUAUGAGAAAUGGUGGUGAUAAGAUUGAUAAUUAGUUGUUUUAGUCAAAUUUUAAUGUUUUGUAUUAAGAAGAAAGGUACUUUGAUAUCUGUUUCAUGUUUAUGUAUGUUAUGCUUCUAGUAUGUUUUUUAAGCAUUACAGAAUAAAUAAUUGUAACAACUCUC
Molecule: messenger RNA, 1034 nt
Organism: Mya arenaria
Lineage: Eukaryota; Metazoa; Mollusca; Bivalvia; Myida; Myidae
Product: oxidoreductase NAD-binding domain-containing protein 1-like
Exons: 7
Coding region: 38-889 (283 amino acids)
Cellular component (GO): mitochondrion
Molecular function (GO): oxidoreductase activity
Source: RefSeq, a predicted model, not a curated record